AUGCCACCAGAAGAAAACCUGUGUACCACACCUGCCAAGAGGGCCAUCAAAAAAAUCCGAUUGGCUAGCUUGGUUAUCGGCUUGGCGAAAGGUUGGCAGCAGUGGGCAACUGAACACAACACCAAGCAAGCUCAGGAACCUAGUGGAUGGGUUCCCAAUGAAGACAAACCACCAAAUGACCCAAGAGAAUGGACACCUCCGAAACAUUCACCGACUUUCAAGACAGAUCAGUCAAAAACUGAGAGAGAGCUUCCCUCAGAACAGCAAGUGUCAAACAAAGAUGGAGAACAAAGUCCAAACGAGUCAACAGAAACUCUGGAGAAGUUUAAUAUUAGAAGUAAAGAAGUUACCAAAAGUGUAAUAAGGUCACUCUCUGAAAGAAGUAGUGACAUUGGUCUUCUCAGCAACAAAUAUGAACAAGACGAAUUUGCGGAGACAGGAAAGAUCAGCAAUGACCCUACAAAUAUUGAUCAAAUCCUUAGUAAUAAAAUGUCUCCUACAAGAAGGAGAAAGUGUUCUAAUUUGGUAUCAGAGAUGACCAAGGGAUGGAAACGUUUGGAACAAGAAGAACUACAGGACUCUCGCAGCAACAGCUUGGAUACAGAAGAUAGUGGCUAUGGUGAAGACACAGAGGAUGGAUUAGACAGGGAUCAUAAUAUCCAAGAAAUACAGACUGUGGUGAGGAUAAAACAUCCCAUGGCCUCACACAAGAAUAAAAAUCUCAAGUUGUCUAAGAAUUUCAGUCCUGUCUACAAUCUAAAGGGGCGAUGGGAAGAGUGGGCUGAUGAACAUGUGACCAUUCAGAAACUCAACCCUUUCAGCGAGGAGUUUGACUAUGAGCUCGCUAUGGCCACCCGUCUGCACAAAGGAGAUGAGGGCUAUGGACAUCCUAAAGAAGGCACAAAGACAGCAGAACGGGCCAAGAGAGCAGAGGGUCAUAUCCACCGGGAGAUGAGAGACAUGUGUUUCAUCAUCAGAAUAAUGGCUCAGCCACGACGUGAUGGCAAGAUCCAAGUCACUUUUGGUGACCUCUUUGACAGAUACGUUCACAUUUCAGAUAAAGUGGUUGGAAUACUCCUGAGGGCCAGAAAACAUGGAAUGCUAGACUUUGAAGGAGAAAUGUUGUGGCAAGGCCGGGAUGAUGCCGUUCUAAUAACUUUGUUAGAAUAA
This is a messenger RNA of Thamnophis elegans (Western terrestrial garter snake), 1170 nucleotides long. RefSeq names its product actin binding Rho activating protein (gene ABRA). Gene Ontology annotation, biological process: positive regulation of transcription by RNA polymerase II; positive regulation of Rho protein signal transduction. The record is from RefSeq and is a predicted model, not a curated record. Gene Ontology annotation, cellular component: sarcomere. Gene Ontology annotation, molecular function: actin binding. Lineage: Eukaryota; Metazoa; Chordata; Lepidosauria; Squamata; Natricidae. The transcript is spliced from 2 exons. The coding region runs from base 1 to 1170 and encodes 389 amino acids.